UUUCAGCGGCUGGCUGGCAAGUUUUUUUUUUUAUUGCUCUCGGUCCCAAGUUCAGUUUACUUUCAGUGUCAGUCUGUUGAUCAAUUUAUUUUAUAUUAAUUUUUCACAUAGAAACUCAAAUAUUUUCUUAUUUUAGUAAAAAUUCGAAUUUUUCACAGUGACGUUUCAAUAGAAAAUAAUCUCUUUAUAUUGUUAAUUAUGAUAAUAUUUUGAAUCAACGUGUUUAAGAAUACCAGACACACUAUAUAUAUAUACAUAUAAACAUACAAAUAUUCUAAAUAUUUUUAUACUCGUUUAAUAAAUUUCUAUGUGAAAAAUCAAAGUUAUUAUCUUAAAUAAAGAAAUUUUUAAUUUAUAAAAUUAUCUAAAUUUUUGUUUAAAUUUAUAUCUUGGUGCAAUUCUGAUGAACAUAAUAAUUAAAAGAUAAUAUUACAGUGACGACACUGGUACUUGCAUAUCUAUAUAAAGUCGACGAGAAAAGAAAAAAUAAAAUAAAACAUCAGUGAAUUCGGCACGUAGGCACCCUGUUGCCAUUGACCGACAAAAACGAGGAUCACAUUUUAUACCGGCUGUUGACGCGUCACAACCAAAAGCUAUCAGAAUGGCAGGGCCACCAAUUUUGGAAGAGAACGAUGAUGCAACAAUUGUCAGUGAACCAUUUUUUAGUACCUACGAUAUUGCCCUUCUCGUUAUUCUCAUUUUAGUUGGACUAUGGUGGCUCAUGAGAAGAAACAAACAAGAUGAAUAUACACCAUCCACGAAAUCGUAUUCAAUACAACCUACGUCAUAUACGGCAGUGAUGCCUUCGGAAAAUUCAUUUAUCAAAAAACUCCAAACUUCUGGACGUAGUUUGGUAGUAUUUUAUGGUAGUCAAACUGGUACUGGCGAGGAAUUUGCUGGUCGAUUAGCUAAAGAAGGUAUUCGAUAUCGAAUGAAGGGUAUGGUUGCUGAUCCAGAGGAAUGUGAUAUGCAAGAAUUAGUCAACUUAAAGUCAAUACCAAACAGUAUGGCAGUAUUUUGUAUGGCUACUUAUGGAGAAGGCGAUCCAACAGACAAUGCUAUGGAAUUUGUUGACUGGCUCAAAAAUGGCGAUGGCGAUCUCAGUGGAUUAAAUUACGCUGUUUUUGGACUUGGAAACAAAACGUAUGAACAUUACAAUGAAGUGGCAAUUUAUAUCGAUCACAGAUUGGAGCAACUUGGUGCAACUCGUGUCUAUGAACUCGGUCUUGGCGAUGACGAUGCCAACAUUGAAGACGAUUUUAUUACUUGGAAGGAUAAAUUUUGGCCAGUUGUUUGUGACUUCUUUGGAAUUGAAGGAAUCAGCGAAGAUGUGAGCAUUCGUCAAUAUAAACUUACUGAACACGUUGAUUUACCAGCUGAUCGUAUUUAUCAUGGAGAAAUUGCCAGACUUCAUUCCUUCAAAAAUCAAAGAGCUCCAUUCGAUGCAAAGAAUCCAUAUUUGGCAGCAGUAAAAGUAAAUAGAGAACUUCAUGGACCAAAAUCAGAACGCUCAUGUAUGCAUAUUGAAUUUGAUAUUGAGGGUUCAAAAAUGCGCUAUGAAACUGGUGAUCAUUUAGCUGUUUAUCCAGUGAAUUGUUCAUUGCUUGUGAAUAAAAUUGGCGAGAAAUGUGGCGUUGAUUUAGAUACUAUUGUCACAUUAACAAAUACCGAUGAGGAAUCAACGAAAAAACAUCCAUUCCCAUGUCCAUGUUCAUAUAGAACGGCACUCACACAUUAUUUAGAUAUCACUGGUCAUCCAAGAACACAUAUUCUUAAAGAAUUAGCUGAAUAUUGCACUGAAUCAGAGGAUAAGGAAAAAUUAAAACUUAUGGCCUCAACAAGUGCUGAGGGUAAAGCUCUUUAUAAUCAAUGGAUUAUACAAGAGAAUAGAAAUAUUGUACAUAUUCUCGAAGAUAUUCCAAGUCUUAAACCAGCUCUCGAUCAUCUUUGUGAAUUACUUCCUCGUCUUCAAUGUCGAUACUAUUCAAUAUCGUCGUCUCCAAAGCUUCAUUCAACAACUGUUCAUAUAACUGCAGUUGUUGUGGAAUAUAAAACACCAACUGGAAGAAUUAACAAGGGAGUAACAACUUCAUGGUUAAAGGAGAAACAUCCCUCGGAGCCACCGAGUUUGGUUCCAAUUUUCGUCAGGAAAUCACAAUUUCGUCUUCCUCUUCGCACUUCAACGCCAAUUAUAAUGGUCGGUCCAGGAACUGGUCUUGCACCAUUUAGAGGAUUUAUCCAAGAACGUGAUCUUGCCAGAAAAGAAGGAAAAGAAGUGGGUGAGACAAUUUUGUAUUUUGGAUGUAGAAAAAGUGCAGAAGAUUUCUUAUAUAAAGAAGAACUUGAGGAAUACGUGAAGAAUGGUACUCUUAUUUUGCACACGGCAUUUAGUCGAGAGCAGGAACACAAAAUUUACGUAACACACUUAUUAGAAAAGAAUGACGAUGAAUUAUGGAAUGUAAUUGGAGAAAAGAACGGUCACAUUUAUGUGUGCGGUGAUGCACGAAAUAUGGCUCGCGAUGUACACAAUAUUCUAUUGAAAGUAGUAAUGCAAAAGGGAAAAAUGACAGAAAUGGAAGCACAAGAUUAUAUAAAGAAAAUGGAUACGCAAAAACGUUAUUCAAGUGACGUAUGGAGCUGAAUUUUAAUUCAUUUAUAUUCAAGUAAAUUUAAAUAUAAGAUAAAUUGCUUAAAAACAAAUUUUUUUAUCCAUAAUCAUUGUUGGUGCCUAUAAAAAAAAAAAGAAGGAAACAAUUUUUUAUAAAUUCUUUUUUUUACACUAUAGUUAUAUAGUAUGAAAGUAAAAAUAAUAUUAUGUUUAUAUUUAAGAAAUUUUAUCAAAAUCUCGUGUUUAUGAAUUAAUGAUCGAGAGUAUGUGUUGUUUCUCUAUAGGUGAUUAUUAUAAAUUAAGAACAAUUAAUCAAUUUACGAUAAUAUUGUUCUUUAGUAUAGAAAGUUUGAUGUAAAAACAAAAAACUGUCAUUUUGACAUGUUCUAGUUUCAUUUCUUAUAAAUAUUGUAAAUAUUGUGAUAAAGGCAUUUUGGCGGACAAUGUUUUUACUGCUAAAAAAAAAAAAAGGGAAAUUGUAUACUUUGCCUAAGUGGAAUGUUUUAAGAAAUUUGAGUGCGACAAUUGAGCACUAAUUUUUUUUUUUUUUUUUUUUUUAGAAAAUUUGUAUGUAGUUAGAAAAAAAAAUCGAAAGACAUAUUAUUAUUCGUAGAAAAAAUAUCUUUAGAAGCGUUUGAAGCAAUAAUUGAAAAUUAAUUUGCCUCAAAUAAAACUCAAAUUUAGAUCAAUAAAAAAAAAAAUAUAUAUUAUUUCAAUAAUAGAAUUAUUAUUAGUGUAAUACAGAUAAUUAUUUAUCUUGUUUUAGAAUUGUAAAACAUAACAUUUAUGCUAUUUUCAUACGCAUCAAUUAAUUGAAUUUUAAUUAAAAUUCAAUUAUCAUUUUAAUUGAUAUAUAUAUAUAUAUAUAGAUUAUAUAAUGCAUAUAAUUGUAAAUAUUGAGGGUGUCUACCGUGCCAAUUUACAUUUGUAUAAUAAAUAAAAUGCCUUGUUAUUAAGUGUAGAACAUCAGACAUGAUUAAAUUAUCAUUUGUUGUGUUUGAAAAAUUUGUAUUUGAUUAUUUAAUCAAGUCUCGUGAUCUAAUUUAAAAAAAAAAUCAAUUUAUUCACUGUAAUCAAAUAUAUAAUAAAAUCUAAUAAUUGUUAA
Leptopilina boulardi is the source of this 3713-nucleotide messenger RNA. It is a transcript of the gene Cpr, whose product is annotated as NADPH--cytochrome P450 reductase. Gene Ontology annotation, molecular function: flavin adenine dinucleotide binding; FMN binding; NADPH-hemoprotein reductase activity. NCBI's taxonomy places the organism in Eukaryota, Metazoa, Arthropoda, Insecta, Hymenoptera, Figitidae. Gene Ontology annotation, cellular component: cytosol. Gene Ontology annotation, biological process: response to hormone. The record is from RefSeq and is a predicted model, not a curated record. Bases 602 to 2641 code for a protein of 679 amino acids. The transcript has 10 exons.